Annulohypoxylon maeteangense is the source of this 2561-nucleotide messenger RNA. RefSeq names its product fungal-specific transcription factor domain-containing protein. Gene Ontology annotation, molecular function: DNA binding; DNA-binding transcription factor activity, RNA polymerase II-specific; zinc ion binding. Gene Ontology annotation, biological process: DNA-templated transcription; regulation of DNA-templated transcription. The transcript is spliced from 2 exons. The record is from RefSeq and is a predicted model, not a curated record. Bases 214 to 2415 code for a protein of 733 amino acids. Lineage: Eukaryota; Fungi; Ascomycota; Sordariomycetes; Xylariales; Hypoxylaceae.
CUCCAGAUUCUCUCCGCAAAUACUGCCGUGUCCCUGGUUUUGCUCUCCACACGAGCCUUGUAAAGAUUACUGAGGCUGCAUUUGGAAAUAUUCAAGAAGACGACGUGUGACGAACGAGCCGGCGCAUAAUAAAACUGCGUCGAAUCAUCGAAUUGUCGAAACUUGGAAUUGGAAUUAUCCGCUUUCGGUAUACUCGAGUAUAGGGACGUCAGAAUGUCGCAGGCCGUGAAGAGGGCUUGCGAUGCAUGCCAUCGACGAAAGGUCAAGUGCGAUGGCAUCAACCCGUGCCGUAACUGCGCCUCAGCGCAAUUGACCUGCACGUACAAUGCGAUACCACAGAAGAAGGGGCCUAAAGGUUCGAGGGCGAAGGUCAUCAGCGAAUUACGCGAAACCCAGCGACAAACCAGUCUCUCAGCAAAGGUCCAGAGCCGGUUGAAUGGACUCUCCAGUCCCCAAUGCAGCCCUACGUUACAACCUACUCCUGGCCUGCUAGCCAGCGAGAUGGCGAAAGAAUGCAUCGAAUUCUUUUUCGCUAAUAUGUAUCCGAUUAUGCCGAUUCUUCAUCGACAGCGACUCGAACAGCAGUCGAUGUAUCUCGAGCAGAGCCUCGACACCUAUUGCUUGAUCACUUCGCUUUGCGCUUGGAUGAUGUUCCAGCCUGGAAUGAACGUACCCGGUGCUGACCCUCUUCUCGAACAUCUACCCGGAGCCAACAUCGCUUCUGGUAUGGUUCUCAUUGAAGAAACGAUCCGAGUUCGAAAAGGAUGCGAUUACCAAGAAUCGCCAUCUCUAAACACCCUAUGCACCAGCUACUUCCUUUUCUGCUCUCAUUACGCACUCGACAUGCACGACAAGGCUUGGUUCUAUCUUCGAGAGGCUACGACUUUAGCCCAUAUCAUUGGAAUGAACAAGGAGGAAAAUUAUUUGCAAUAUGACAAUAUUGAGGCCUCACGACGACGACGCCUUUAUUGGCUUCUAUUCGUGACAGAAAGGGCAUAUGCUCUCCAGCGUGGACGACCUUUGACGCUUCAGGCUUCUAUCAACCUUCCGACGAUGACCGAUGAUCCAUCGGAUCCUUUAGCUCCCCAAUUGAAUGGCUUCGUUCUACUGGUAAACUUAUUUAGGCCGUUCGACGAUGUAUUCCUUUCCUUAUGGAAUAAGACUCGCGCUGAGUCAUCUCCAUCUUACCUCAGUGCUCUGCAGAAGCAAUUUUCGGACAUGAUUCCGCCAUACAUGAACGUCCAGGAUUCCGACCAGCGAGCGAAUCAGCAAUGGCUUAAGACGGUUAACUGGCACCUAAGCAUGCAAAAUGGAUGCGUUCCUCAGGGUAGCCAGGAACAGAUGCCGAUGCAGUACCCGAUCGAUAUGUCUCGAGACUUGAUGUCUAUGACAUCCCAAUUCUCGACUCACAGUAACGAGUUGAUUGGAUUACCAAUGGUUGCUAAGUUGUUGGAUAUCUCAUCUGCUCUGAUCGAUGUUUUAUCUAUAAUGCCUUCAUCUGGUGAUCCAUUCAGCAUGGGUCCUCGUGAACAACUCAACUCACUCCUUCAGCUUCUAUCGGUCCUUCGCAACGGAGACCACCAUUUCCUACCGCUUCUUCUGAACAAGGUCCACGACGUCUUGCCUCGCUUGGCUAACCCCAUACUUCAGCGUGCACCAGAAAACGCCUGCAUGCAGAACAUUGAUAUUUUUGAUGGAUUUGGUAAUGCCGGUAUGGCUCAGCCCCCGAUGAUGACGGAUUUCAAGACCGAGCCGUAUACGCCUGGCAGCAUGCAGCACAUUCAAGAUAUUGGAACCGACUCGGGUCAUUCGAAUAACGGCGAUGAUAUGAAGUCUCCUUUUCCCAUGGUUAGCUCGCCACCAAUGAUGUCGCCUGGAAAUGCGGAAUACCACGGAACAGAUUUCAAUUCCAUCCCUGACAUAAUGAGUCCGAUGGGACAAUCAUCACAACAUGGACUUGGCCAACAAGGUCCACUAAACCCACAGCAACCCCAUCAUCAGCAUCAGCACACACACCCGCAUACGCAUCCGCAUCCGCAUCAGCACCACAAUCUGGCGUCACACAACAUGAACCAGAACCACAACGUGGGUAACCCGAUGCAGACCGAUAUGCACGCGAAUCUUGGUCACGCCCUUAACCAACCCCCCAGCAUCGCAAAUAUGGGUCAGCAACAACAACAGAGCAUAGGCCAGAACCCACAAUUUGGUAUGAUGAAUAAUAUGCUGCACCGACAACCGCCACAGAGACAAAAUAGCUUCGUCAUGCACCAACAACACCAACAUCAGCCAUCCCAAAUACCGAGGACAGUCGGCGACUUCCACGCACUCCAACGAGCGAAUUCCGAAAACGUAUCGAUGAAUUCUCUCGGCCUUAGUCACAUGAACGCCGAGGUAGACUUCAGCGGGUUAAGGUAGUAAUGCCGGGGAUGGCGCUCAUCUACACGAGAGGGUCCGUCUUACAAGCAUCCUGGCUCGCGAUCCCCCUUCCAUCGGUCAGUCAUAACCAGAACAAAUAUAACGACAACAACAACGACAACAAACAGCAUGACUUCUUUACUUAA